This is a messenger RNA of Nelumbo nucifera (sacred lotus), 369 nucleotides long. The record is from RefSeq and is a predicted model, not a curated record. NCBI's taxonomy places the organism in Eukaryota, Viridiplantae, Streptophyta, Magnoliopsida, Proteales, Nelumbonaceae.
AUGAAAGCCUAUGCUAUUGCACUGAUUGCUUGCGCCUCUGCAAUUGGCGCCAUUCUACUAAUUUACGUAUUAACUUGCCUUCGCGGCAGUGGUCGUAAGAGGAGGCAAACAAACCGCCCUCAGGUAGCCAGCACGGUAGGCUCUACGCCUUCGUCGAGUUACUAUGUUUCCCGUGAUGUUGAACGAGGCGGAGGUACCGGCGGCAAUGACGCUAAAGACGGUGGCAUGGUCUUUUUGGUGGGUGCAGGCGCCGCUUUAGACAUCGCGGGCGGUGGUAAUGAUGGUGGCACAGGUGGCGAUGGGGGUGGUGGUGGUGAUUGCGGAGGCUGUGGGGGCGGCUGUGGUGGUGGGUGCGGGGGUGGCUGCUGA